AUGGCUGAGAUCGCAAGCCAACAAUCUCAGCAACCUCAGCAACCUCCAACAUUUCAACAAACCCAACUAUCCCAGCCUGCUCAUCCAACUCAGCAAUCCCAAUCAAUUCAACCCUCAAAACCCCCCUUCUUAACUUCAACCAAGCAACCGAGCCAAUGGCCAGUUUGGGAUGGAUCGACAACAUCCCUCAAUGCCCACCUACUUCUUCCGAGAAUUAAGAUUAAAGAGGGUCGAGCUGUACUCGGCUCUGAUAGAGCUAUUUGUUUCGAUAUUUUUCGCUCUGUCCCGUCAGAUAAGCAACCAAGAAUCUUAAACUGGCUUGAAACUGGUGGUUGUGAUAGUAAUUAUAAUUGA
Blumeria graminis f. sp. triticale is the source of this 354-nucleotide messenger RNA. Lineage: Eukaryota; Fungi; Ascomycota; Leotiomycetes; Helotiales; Erysiphaceae. The record is from the annotation of a GenBank genome assembly.